Ascochyta rabiei is the source of this 675-nucleotide messenger RNA. Its product is annotated as E2 ubiquitin-conjugating enzyme. The transcript is spliced from 3 exons. Gene Ontology annotation, biological process: protein polyubiquitination; proteasome-mediated ubiquitin-dependent protein catabolic process. Bases 1 to 675 code for a protein of 224 amino acids. Lineage: Eukaryota; Fungi; Ascomycota; Dothideomycetes; Pleosporales; Didymellaceae. Gene Ontology annotation, molecular function: ubiquitin conjugating enzyme activity. The record is from RefSeq and is a predicted model, not a curated record.
AUGGCGGACGCUGCACAACGAGUACUUCUGAACGAAUUCAAGGCCCUGAGUAAGGAAACAUGGACCAACAUCGAGCUCCUGAACGAUAACGUCUUCGAGUGGAGUGUUGCCCUUAUCGUGCUCAACCCAGACUCCCUCUACUACGGCGGUUACUUCAAGGCCAAGAUGACCUUUCCCCGCAAUUACCCUCAUUCCCCGCCAGACUUCAAGUUCGUUCGCCCACUCUACCACCCGAACAUCUACCCAGACGGCCGCCUGUGCAUCUCGAUCCUGCACCCGCCCGGCGAUGACGAGAUGUCCGGCGAGCUUGCGGCCGAGCGUUGGUCGCCCGUGCAGCGCGCCGAGACUGUCCUCCUCUCCAUUCUCUCACUCCUGGACGAUGCCGAGACCUCUUCGCCCGCCAACGUCGACGCCGGUGUGAUGCUGCGCAACCAGCCAGAGCAGUACAAGCACAUGGUCACAAAGGAUACCGAGGCGUCGAAAGCAGAUAUUCCAGCGGGCUUCGUCAUGCCCACACACGAAUCAGCCUGGAGGCGAAAGGAAGAGGAGGGCGAUUUCGAGAUGAGCUGGGAAGACAGUGACGUCGAGAGCUUCGGUGGUAGCGAGAGCGAUUUCGAUGAGGAGAUGGACUCCGAUUUCGAGGGCGAAGAGGAUGAAGACGAGGAGGACAAGUAA